Triticum aestivum (bread wheat) is the source of this 684-nucleotide messenger RNA. Its product is annotated as BTB/POZ and MATH domain-containing protein 1-like. The transcript has a single exon. Gene Ontology annotation, molecular function: protein binding. Gene Ontology annotation, biological process: protein ubiquitination. The record is from RefSeq and is a predicted model, not a curated record. Lineage: Eukaryota; Viridiplantae; Streptophyta; Magnoliopsida; Poales; Poaceae. The coding region runs from base 1 to 684 and encodes 227 amino acids.
AUGAAAAAGAGUGAGCUGGAGAACUCGCCUUACCUGCGUGAUGACCAUCUUAUAAUUGAGUGUGAUCUCAGUGUGAUCAGCAAUGUGCCGCUUGUUGCCGAUACCAUGGAGAUCCAGGUGCCGCCAUCAGACUUGCCACAUAAUCUCGGAACAUGGCUUGAGACUGGCGAGGAAGCAGACGUGACAUUUAAUGUUAGAGGGGAGACUUUCCCUGCGCAUAAGGUCGUGCUUGCAAUGCGGUCACCGGUCUUCAAGGCAGAGCUCUAUGGACCGAUGGGAAAUCGGACGGAACGCAACUUAACCGUGGAAGAUAUGCAGCCUGCUGUUUUCAAGGAAUUGCUUCGCUUCAUCUACAAAGAUUCAUUGCCUUCUGUGGACAACCUCGAUGAUGACAUGGUUAAGCAUUUACUGGUGGCUGCAGAUCGGUACGCCAUGGAAAGGAUGAAGAUGAUAUGCGAAGGCAUUCUCUGCAGAAGCCUUUGUGUCGAGACUGUGGCAACCACGCUAGCUCUAGCUGACCAGCAUCACUGCAGCAGGCUCAAAGAAGCCUGCAUUGAAUUUAUCAUCUCUUCAAAUAGAAUGGCUGCUGUGGUUGCAAGCCAAGGGUAUGCGCACUUGAGAACAUCAUGCCCUGCUGUCUUAGGAGACAUCUUGGAGAGUGUAACAAAGUCUCGCACAGUUUAA